AGAAAUACUUGUACAGUAGUAAAAGAGCAGAGUCCUUCCUAUAAGGCAAUUGUUGAUUUAAUUUGUUUACUUCAUUUCUUUUAAAACUUCAUGUGAAUCCUGUGUAUGGUGUUUGUGACCUAAGACCUGAGAUCAGCUCAUGUUGGCUCAGCUGAGGAAGUAAGUUCAUCCCGUUAUUGCAGCCGGAGGACGGCUGCUACUGUUACUCUGAACCAUCGUUCUUCUUAGAACCCUAACUAUUCUACAGGGACCUAACCCUAACCCUGUAGAUUCUACAGGGACUAGAACCCUAACUAUUCUACAGGGACCUAACCCUAACCCUGUAGAUUCUACAGGGACUAGAACCCUAACUAUUCUACAGGGACCUAACCCUAACCCUGUAGAUUCUACAGGGACUAGAACCCUAACUAUUCUACAGGGACCUAACCCUAACCCUGUAGAUUCUACAGGGACUAGACGAACCACUACCAACACAAUGGCUACAGCCGUGUCUCAAAGUCGCUAGGCUGCAUCCUUGUAGCCUCCAGCAGCCUUCACUCGGGCUGGUCCUCACACAGCCGCGUAGGCUGAACGGUCUCUGGAAUGGGACGGUCUGGCCUUAUCAUGAGUAUCACCACUUGAUACUAUUUCACGUUGUGUACUUCUAGUAUCCAGUACUGCGGUUUGUUGGCUGAGCCAAAGUAAACAUGUUGAAAUUCCCAUCAGACACUUUGACCCUUUGGUCAAUAACCUCCAGAGAGAGACAGGCAGGACUCAGAGACACGCGGACACGGACUCUGCUGGAUCGGUUCUGGUUCCGAGGUUCUGAAUCAUGGAGGAGACAAAACUGAAAGCAGCUGCUCUUCUGCUGUUUCUGAUACACAUCUGCCUGGCAGAUCAAGUUUUCCUUAACAGCCAGUUGGCCACUCAGCUGCUGCCGAGGAGCCGUCGAGCCAAUCAGAUGUUUGAGGAGAUAAAACCAGGGAACCUGGAGAGAGAAUGUGUGGAGGAGAUCUGUGACCACGAAGAAGCGCGAGAAGUGUUUGAGCAGACGGAGAAAACAGAGAACUUCUGGACCAAGUACCUGGACUGUAAAGGAACUCAGAUGACAAGAACACAACACAACAUCAACAUUGUGAGACAGUGUGUAGAAGGUCAGUGUAUCUCUAGUUCAGGUGUGAACUAUGAAGGAAAUAUCAAUAUCACACAAUCCGGAAGAAAAUGUCAACCCUGGAGUAGCAGCUACCCACAUCCUAUAUUCAGAGAGUUCAACGCUUCAGAACCAAAUAGCAUCCUCCUCGAGAACUUCUGCCGAAACCCGGACAGCCGUCCAGAGGGCCCCUGGUGCUUCACCAAAGACCCAGCAGUCCCGAAGGAGACCUGCAGGGUCCCCACAUGUGGUCAGGACUUUGUCCCGCCCACUGUGGCCCCUGAACCAACCAGAACCGCAGCGUGUCUACUCAAUUACGGCGUGGACUACGUUGGUGACCUGUCCGUCACCCUGGGGGGUCACACCUGUCUGCAGUGGUCCAGCCGGGAGGCCAAGGCCCUCAGCGUAGACAAGGACUUCAUCCCUGAGGUCGGCCUGCCGGGAAACAAGUGCCGUAACCCUGACAACGACCCUGAGGGCCCCUGGUGCUAUGUGGAGCUUUCUGGAAACGUGACCAUCGACUACUGCGAUCUGGAGCUGUGUGAGGACCUGGUAACUGAGGACGUCCUGACCACGGACACAGAAGGACAAGAACGAUCCGUCCUCAAACCCGCCAGGAAGACCUUCUUCAGUCCUCGGACCUUUGGAGAAGGAGAGAGUGUGUGUGGAGAACGCCCUCUGUUUGAAAAGCUGAAAAAAAAGGACAGGAAUGAAGCUGAGCUGUUGGAGUCAUACAGACAAGAACGCAUCGUCGGGGGCGACGAUGCCGAGGUGGCCUCAGCACCAUGGCAAGUGAUGCUGUACAAGAGAAGCCCUCAGGAACUGCUGUGUGGAGCCAGUCUGAUCAGCGAUCAAUGGAUUGUCACGGCGGCUCACUGCAUCCUCUACCCGCCCUGGAACAAGAACUUCUCGGCCAGCGACAUCCUGGUGCGACUGGGGAAACACAACCGGGCCGCAUUCGAGCGCGGCAUCGAGAAGAUUGUGGCCAUCAGCGAGAUCAUCGUACACCCAAAGUACAACUGGAAGGAGAACCUGAACCGGGACGUGGCCCUGCUCCACCUGAGGAGGCCGGUGGGGUUCACUGACGCCAUCCACCCAAUCUGCCUCCCCAACAGGAAGGUGGCCACGGCCCUGAUGACCCAAGGGUACAAAGGUCGAGUCACCGGCUGGGGGAAUCUGAAGGACACCUGGAACCCCUCGGCAAGAAAUCUACCCGAAGUGCUCCAACAAAUCCACCUGCCCAUCGUGGACCAGGACGUCUGCAGCAGCUCCACGUCGGUGAAGGUCACGGACAACAUGUUCUGUGCCGGCUAUAAACCUGACGACGCCAAACGUGGCGACGCCUGCGAGGGAGACAGCGGCGGUCCGUUUGUGAUGAAGUACCCGGCUGAUGACCGCUGGUACCAGAUGGGCAUCGUGUCGUGGGGCGAAGGCUGCGACAAGGAUGGAAAGUACGGCUUUUACACUCACCUGUUCAGGAUGAACAGGUGGAUGAGGAAAAUAAUCGAAAAGACCGGGAAAGACGACUAAUAGAAACAUUUACUGCUCUGUCCUCUGUAAGACAAUGCUAAUAAAGUUUGUCCAAAUUGCC
Molecule: messenger RNA, 2720 nt
Organism: Gasterosteus aculeatus aculeatus (three-spined stickleback)
Lineage: Eukaryota; Metazoa; Chordata; Actinopteri; Perciformes; Gasterosteidae
Gene: f2
Product: coagulation factor II (thrombin)
Biological process (GO): proteolysis; positive regulation of blood coagulation; platelet activation
Cellular component (GO): extracellular region
Molecular function (GO): calcium ion binding; serine-type endopeptidase activity
Source: RefSeq, a predicted model, not a curated record